AUGAUCGGAUUACUCUUCCUCGCCGUGUCUCCUUUCCUGAGCACUGUCUCAGCAGUCUGUUGCUUAGGAACUACGCCGGGUGGUGCUCCUACAACUGAUUGUCCUACAACUAGAAAUGGCAGAUCCGGGCAGGAAACUAAAGCCCACUGGGAAUGCUGUUAUGUUCCACAACUUUCAUCACAUAACUGCAGGAAUGAUUACGGCAAAGAUUACGGCACGUACUUCGGACCAGCGUCGCAGAACUCUUGUCACAAGGAUUCAACCAACGAGCAAGAGAACGGGCGAUGGAUCUGCGUCGAAUAG
Molecule: messenger RNA, 303 nt
Organism: Bipolaris victoriae FI3
Lineage: Eukaryota; Fungi; Ascomycota; Dothideomycetes; Pleosporales; Pleosporaceae
Exons: 2
Coding region: 1-303 (100 amino acids)
Source: RefSeq, a predicted model, not a curated record